Messenger RNA from Apis cerana (Asiatic honeybee), 10119 nucleotides. RefSeq names its product D-aminoacyl-tRNA deacylase 1. Gene Ontology annotation, biological process: tRNA metabolic process. Gene Ontology annotation, molecular function: D-tyrosyl-tRNA(Tyr) deacylase activity. The record is from RefSeq and is a predicted model, not a curated record. Lineage: Eukaryota; Metazoa; Arthropoda; Insecta; Hymenoptera; Apidae. Gene Ontology annotation, cellular component: Golgi apparatus; cytoplasm.
GGUUCUUUCAUGGAGUAUUACUAGUGACUGUAUUAGCGUAUUUUCUUGAAGAAAUAUUUAAUGUAAAGAGUUUAUAUGAGUAUAUACAUUAAUAACGAUAACGUCACUAUAAAAGAAGCAAUCUUAGUUUUAAUAUGAAAGCAGUAAUACAACGUGUCACAAAAGCUAGUGUUUCAGUUAUAAAUUUUAUUAUAUAAAUAUAUAUAUUAUAUUAUAUAUAUAUAUAUAUAUAUAUGUAUGUUAUUAAAAGAUGAUAAAAGAUAAUGAAAAUACAUAAUGAAAAUCAUUUAAAAAAUUUUGAAUAUCAAUUUAAUUAUAACAUUCACAUAUUUAUCUAAAAUAUCUAAUUAUUUAAUUUUCACUUCUUAUUGAAACAUGGAAAACGAAAAAGAAGAAGAAAAAUCAGCAGAUAUAGAAAAUAAAUGUUUAGAAGAUAAAUCUGAUUUUUCUUCACAAAUAAAAAAUACAAAAAAUGUUCAAUUACGGAAAACUAAAGCUACGAAUACUACAAAUGAUGAAUUAUUUAAUCUACGACACACACAAUCGCGGGAAAUUCAAACGGAUAUUGUUGAUAUAGAAACAAUAGAAAAAUUAAAAAAUCGGCUAGAUACUUUAAUGAAUUCUUUAGCUACUCUUUCAGCAGAGAAAUCUAAAAUGGAAGCAACUUUUCAACAAGAUAAAAAGCAGUUAAGAAAUGAACGAGAUGAAUGUGAGAAAAUAAUUAAAGAUUUAAAAGAAAAAUUAAAAAGAGCGCAAACAAAUUAUUCAGAAAUUGAACAUGUAAAAUGUAAAUUAAUUAUGGAACGUCACGAAAGGGAAAAAGAACAAGCUGAUCAUGCAAAAAUGAUAAAAGAACUUCAAAAAUUAUUAAAUGAUGAACGACGAAAUAAAGAACAACUUGAAAUACAAGUAAAAAAUCAGUUUGCAUAUAAAACCCAAUGUAAAAUACUCGAAACUGAAUUAGAAAUAACUAGAAAUAAACUUAAACAAGCACAAGAAGCAGCUAUAGAAACACCUCCAAUUCUUUUAUCAUUACAAUCUAAAAUGGUUCUUAUGAAGAAACAACAUUUGAAUGCAAUACAUGAAGAGCAAAAAAGGACAGCUGCUGCAGAACAACAAGCUAGAGCAUUAGCAAUGACUCAUGAAGCAAGAGUAGCUGGUUUAGAAGCAAGAUUAGCUGAACUUUCAGAAAUUGUUGGAGGAUAUGAUAGACUUAGGCAGCAAGAUCAACAAGCUAUACAAAAAUUGAAAGAUCAAUUAGUUAGUCUACAAAAUUCUGAACAUGAUUAUAUUAUUUUAAAUAAUGAACCUGAAGAAAUUAUUUCUAGAAUAAAAAAUCUUUAUAAUAAAUUAUUAGAUUUAGAUAAUAAAAAAACUGAAUCACCAUAUGUUAAAUCUUUAUUACAUAGCUUAAAUUUAUGUGAUAAACAACAAGUUAUUGACUAUAAAGAAAAGUAUGAAACUUUAUUACAAGAAUUAGAAGAUUAUAAACAACAAAUGAAAUAUACCAAUGUUGCAAAUAUAUCAUAUAAUAUGCAGAGUCAAAAUAUUACAUCAUCUCAUGAUAAAAAUAACAAAACACAAUUACAUUUUUUAAAAACAUAUAAUAACAAUUUAGAAGAAAGAAUACGUGUUUUAAAUAAUGAAAUUAUAAAUAAAGAAAGAGAAUUGCAAUUGAAAUUAGAGCAUCAAGAAAAGUCAUUUCAAGAAGAGCAUGCAAAAUUGAAACAUUUAUUAUUACAAAAAGAUAAUGAAUUUCGUAAUAAAAUAUCUACAUUGGAACAACAAUUAUUACGUCAACGAGAACGAUCAAUGGCUCUCAUCGAAGAAAAGGAUAAAGAAAUUUUAACUUUAAAAACAUCAUUCCACGCAUUAUUACCUAAAAAAGAAAGUACUAUAGAAAAUAAAUCAAAUACUUUAAAACAUGAAAAUGGAACAGAACCAAUAACUGAUUUAGUAACAGGAUUAUUAACAAGCGAUAGUCCUCCAAUAUUACAUUAUAGUCAAGAACUAGCAAGAAAAGAAGUUCAAGUAUCAACAUCUAGAAAAAAAGUUUUAGAAUUAGAAGCUACAUUACGAGAAAAACAAAGAGAAAUCGUACAUAUAAAAGAGAAACAGAAAGAAGACAUAAAAACUUUACAAACUCAAAUUGCUAGGCUUGAAGCUUGCAAAUCUAGAGAAGGAGCAAAUCUUGAAUAUUUGAAAAAUGUUUUUAUUAAUUAUUUAACUACAAGUGAUGUUUCAAGUAAACGUCAUAUGCUAAAUGCUAUUUCCACAGUUUUGCGUUUUACUUCAGAAGAAUUAAAUAAGGUAAAAUAUUAAAUAAUUAUGAAAUGAAUAAAAAUAUUAUAUACAAAUUAUUAUUUAAUUUGAUAUAUAUUGUAAAAUUUAUUUAUUUCAAUAUAUUUUUGCAUUAUUGCAAAAUAUUUAAUAUUUGAAAAAUAUACAUUAAUAAUGUUCAUAAAUUAAGAAAUCUAUUAUUAAUUUGAGUCAUAUUAAUAAAAAUAUUAUUUUAUAAUAUUUAUAUUACAAAUUAGUUUUAAAAUUAAAAUAAGAUAUAAGCAUAAUAUCUUGACAUUCCUUGUAUUAUUUAUAUAAGUUUGAGAUUUAAAAUAUGUAUAUAUAAAAUAAAAAAAAUUAUAGAAAUAUAGCUAUAAAAUUUAUAAUUUAAAAGUGUUUAUAUUUUUUAUUCAAAUGUGUAAAUAAUUUUUUACUUUAAAUAAAUAUAUAUUAUUAUUUUUAAACAUCGUUAUAAUUUCUUUAAUCAUAUUUAUAAUAAGCACAUUAAUGCAAAUAGAAAAAUAAUAUUAUAUAUAUAUAUUAAAAUUUUAGUUGUGCAAUUUAAUAUGUAUUUAUACCAAUAUAUACUAAUUAUAAAUAUAGGAAGAAAUAAAAGAUGAAGAUUACGUUCAAUUUUUAUAUUACUUAUAAUCUUACAAUUAUGUUAUGUGGCAAAUGUGGACAACUCAGAAAGAAAAAUGAAGCUCUUUGUUGAAAUAUGUUGUACAAAGUAUGAUGUACAUUUUAAUACAUUGAUUAAUUAACAUUGCCAUUAUAUGCUCGAUCUUACGUUGUCGAAGGAAUAAUUUUAAAUGCACGUCGACAUUUACGAUGUCUUAUUGUUAUUUUUAAAUAUGUAAUUAUUUUCUGAAAUUAAUAACAAAAAGUUUAGUACGCAUCACGUAUAUGUUCUGUUGUAUUUACUUAUAUUUCAGUUUAUGUGCUACGUGCAUUAUAUACAAAAAGAAAUGACUAAAUUGUGACGUCACGUUUGGCAUGUAUUUAGCGUUUAAUCGGUUGAUGAAAAAAGAAUUAAACAACUUAUCGAUAGUGUCUUUGAUAAGUUUCAAUGUACUUAAUUGUACGCAUUUUUAUCGAAAAUCUGUACAUCUCGAAGCUGCUAAAUAUUUUCCUCACAAAUUCUCUAACAAUAUAUAAUUCAAUUUAUAUUUCGUUUCUUCUCACCGGUAAUAACAUGUCUUCGAAGCAAAUCAUUAUCUAUAUACAGAUUAAAAAUCCACGCUUCGUUUUUUUUAAUCAAUAAACAUUGUCGAACUUUCAAUCUCCAGUUUGUUAAUAAAAUACAGGCAAACGAUUAUCAAACGAUCGGCAUAUUCAUAUUCAUUGUUCGGUUUGCACUUUUAAUAAUUCUCGCUAAACACUGUUUUUUCGACAUUCUGCGACAUUGCGAUCACAUUAAUUUUUUUCAAGUCACGAGUUAUCUAUUCUAUCGAAAAUAGGCAAUCCUUACACAGGCUUCGAGUUUAAAAACUUUUACACAUACACAGUUGUUUCUCUUUUUUUUUCAUCUCGUGACAUUUUAAUUAGAACAUUUUAUUAAGUAUCUUCAAGGCAUGAUGAUGUACACCUGUUCGAUGGUAAUUUCAGGCUCAGAAUGUCGGCGAUUGUCAACACAGAUUACAACAUUUUAUUUGAUAACACUUGUUUAAUAUUUUUAUAAUUAGACAUCGGUAUAUAAUAUAUAUGAUUCUUUAAUAUAUAUAUUUUGUGAAGAAUAUUUCUUGUGAAUAAUUAUUUCGUAUUUAUCUGCUUUCUGAAAAUUUGUAAUUGGUAAUCUGCUAAGAUUCUUUUCUUUCUUUCUUAUUUGUUUUUUUCUUUUUCUUUAUAUAUAUAAUGAUGUUAAUAAUACUAAUGUACAGAGGCCCUUAAAUAACAUUUCCCCGAGAAGAGUGCAUAUCUCUGUAUAUAAUGUUGGAAUAACAUCUGUUUCAUUUGUGCACUUCAUUGAAAAAUAUCUGCGCUUUCGCAUUCUAAUACUUUACUUUAAAAGGAAAAAGAAAAGCCAAUUCUUAUAUUCCUUCAUAUUUAAAGAAGUCUUUCAUCGAUUAUGACGGACUAUUUCUUGUAUUAUCUGUAAGUAUUUUUUCUUUCUCUUUUUUUUCUUUUUUUAUUCAUUAUUAUUAAUUUUUUUCCUUUAUUAUAAUCUUAAUACAAAUACUAAUAUAGUAUUUUAUACAACAAUAAUAUCAUACCUAUUAUAAUAUUUAUAAUAAUGAUAUAAAUAUUAUAGUAUCGGUAUACAUUAUAUAACUUGUAUUAAAAUUAUAAUAAAUUUGAAUCUGAAUCUGACAAAAGAAUCGUUUUAAGAUGCUGUUCUGUUAGAAAGUUAAAUAUUCCCUAUCGAUGGUAUCAUCGAUUUAACGCAUUUAAUCUUAUUAUAAUCUUACUCCUUAACAUCUUUAUGCGAAGUCUCUAAAAGCAAGAGAAUAAAAUCUAUCAAUUGAUCUUAUCUAAUCGGCAUCAUUAGAUUGUAUACAAAGAAAUAAAUUUCAUCAUUUUAACAUGAUUUAUAAUUUUCGAAUAUAAUCAUGUCACUCUGUACGUUGAUGUUGCUCCUUUUAUUUGUUAUCUUUUUCUUCUAUUUGUUAUUUUUCUUAAGACAAAUACAACAAAUAGGCAUAAAAUUGUUUUUUUUUUUUUUUUUAAAUAAAAAUAUCAAGUCAUCCUACAAAUAACACGAUUUGUUAAAGUUAAAAUUAUAGUAAUAAAAGUAUAUGAUCGCAAUAUGACUUUUAUAAUAAAGUAAAAAAAAAAAUUUAAUGGAAAGAUGGAAAAUUAUUAUAGAAAUGAAAAAAAAUAUAUUAUUUAAUAAUGGACAGAUAAUUUAUUUUCAUCUAAUAUAUUUAUUGAAAAAACCGAAUUUUUUGUAAGAUGACUUAAUAUAUUCAUUUGCAUUUGAAUUUCUUCCAUUUUUUUUGAUAUUAACUGUACGGAAGCAAUACAAAACAUCUAACGGAGAGAAUGUAUUUGUAUAACAAUAUUAGUGUGUUACAUUAUUUAUAAUGUUAUCAUUAGUAUUAAUUCGUUUUGUUUUCGUACAGUAAUAAAGGACAUCGCAAGCGAUUCAAAUUUUUAAUGUUAAUUCAUAAUUCGCUGGAUAAAAUGAGAUUCUUUUGUUGCUCUAAAUGCAAGCAACAUUCCAAAAUAUGAUUGGUGAAAUGAGCUUAUGAAAUUUGUUAAGGAAAAAGCAUCAAUGAAUAAAUAACUGAUAUUUCUUGUGCACAUUAGAGCAAUGUGACAUUGUAUAAUUUGCUACGAACAAGUAAUUACAAUAAAUAUUCCUAUUUUUAGAUAUAUUUUUAUAUUUUUUAACACAAUAAAUAGAAUUCAAAAUCAUGGAUUUCUUUUUCUAUUACAUUCUCUUCGUAUCAGAUAUUUAUACUAAUUUAUUUUAUAAAAAUAAAUAAAAAGUUAUGAUGAAAAAUAAAUAAAAAAAAAAACAGAAGAAAAAGGAAGUAUGCAGAAGUUUGAAAGAAUUUGAAGACAACUAGAAUUCUCGCAAAUAUCAAUUUUUUUCUUUUACAUAUAUAAUUAUCACAUAUUAUAUGUGAAAUCUUAAAUAUUUUAUGAUCAUUAUGUUUACGAUUACAAUGAAAGUUUCCGAUACGAUGAAAAUAAAUUAUCAUAAAAAUUAUGUAGAAAACAUUAUUGUAAUUAAAACAUAAAAAAAAAAGAAAAAAUAAAUUUAAAAAAAAUUGAAUAUUAAAUGUUGUUAUUAUAAACAUGACAGAACUUUUUUUAAUUUUUUGAGAAAUUAUAUUGUUUACCUAUAAUUAUUUUUUGAAUUUUUUGUUAAAUUGAUUUUUUAUUGUUAAUAAAUAAUAUACUUAUUUAUAAAAUACCUUUUUAAAGGAUAUUAUUAUCAUACAUGCGUAAUACGCGUGUAUAUCUUUUCGAAAAGGUAUUUUCUGUUCUUUUAAAACUUGCCGCAAUGUAAAUACAUGUCCGUCGCAAAUAUCACAAUGCUUAUCGAACAAACUUCUAACUUCGAGAUUUCUUUUUUGUUAUACUAAUGUCCCAUAUCGUUCGGAUCGUUCUUUAGAAAAUGUAUUUGUAAGUCAAAAUGGCCAUAAUGGCAAAUUUGGUCCAACAACUGGUUCUCGUAUAGGAGCAUUGGAAUUAAAAUCUGUCUAUCGCGAAAAAUCGUCUGCAUAUUUUAUUUGUGUAUUUACUAUUUAUAAAAUCUCAAUAUAUACGUAUGAUUAAAUGAAAAAAAAGAAAACUAUUAAAUAUAAACAUAAUUCUUCUAACAAUGAUAAUUAUAAUAUAUUUGGAUUUCAAUUUUUUCAUAAUAGCCUUUACCAAAAUUUAUUUUCAGAAAAAUUUUAUAAAAAAUUGUUUAAAAUUUGUUUUGUUUAUUAAUUAAUUCAUCAACAUAAAAUAUUAAUAUUAUGCUUUAUUUAAAUUUAUGUUUUAAAGUAAUUUUACAUAACAAACAUAAUUUUUAUUUUUUUCUAUCCACUCGCGAAUAAACGAAAUAAAUAAUUAAUAAUAAUGUUUGUUUAUGUAAAAUUAUUAAAUAAAAUUUAAUAUAAUUGACAUUUGAAAUAUUAUGUGCAAUAUAUAAAUAUAUGCAAUGUUUCAAUGUAAUUAAUACAACUUGAGAUUUUUUAUUUAAAAUUCUCAAAGAUAUUCUAUUCUUUUUUUUUUUUAAUAAUAUAUUUUUUACUAAUUAAAAGAAAAAAUAUUUAAAGUCAAUAAUUGUUUUAUACUUUAAGUAAUAAUUCAAUUUUUAAUGUACGUUUAAAACUUAUUAUAAAAGUAUUACUAUUACUUUAAAUAUAUUGAUAAAAUAGCAAGAAUAUCCAUAUAUAAAGCAAUAAAAGAUAUAAAUCAGGAGUUAUAUUCAUCUAUUAUUAAUAAAAGAUAUCUAUUUGUCAUUAUUUUUUACACAUUCGAAAAAUAAUGAAAUGUUAUUACAAAAAAAAAUAUGUACUAUAAUAUGUACAUGCAUCCAGUAAUUACAUGUAUAUUAAAUAUAUUACAAACUUUUAUAUUUGCAGUAUUAAAUUUUUAAAAAUGCAAUAUUAAUAUCUCGAAUAUCAUUUAUAUAAUUAAAUUAUAUGCAGUAUAAUUGUAAGAUCAUAUGCACGUAAUAUGAAAAUGAUAAUAUUAUUAUUAAAUUGUUAUUUAUAAAGACUUAGAAUACUUUCAAGAAUAUAAUUCAUCUUAUCUUAUUAACCAAAAUUGAAAAAUAAUUUUUAAAGACGUUUCAAAUCGAGAGUUUUAAGAAAUAUUUUUUCAAAUUUGAUGAAUUGUCUGCGGACGACAUUGCAUAGAUUGGUCAGAUUUUAAUCCCUCAGCCUAUUAUUUCUAUAAUAUGUGUUUUAUAUAUGUAUAUGCAUAUGUAUCAUGUGUAUAUGUAUAUAUGUAUGCAUUUAUAAGUUGUCAAAUAUUUCACAGUGUAACAUUUUGUUUCUGUUUUUUCUUCAUACAAUUAUACUUUAUUACCUACGCAUGUACAUGCAUGUACUUUUUUUGGUACAAUGCAUCAAUGCUGUACAUAACAAAGAUUUAUGGUAUGCUUUCUACGCAGAGUUAUUUUUCAUCGCUUCUAUGCACAACUUAUUAUUUUUUCUAUAUUCGGUAUUAUUUCUUAUAACAUUAUUUCUGUGUGACUGAUAUUAUAAUCGUAUAACAGUUUUAAAAAUAUUUCAGAAUUAAACAAGGAAUAAUAGAAUGACUACAAUAGAUGAAUAGCAACUUAGAACGUAAUAAAAUACAUUACUGCAAGUAAUAUAAGAAUAAUAAAAAAAGAGAGAGAGAGAGAAAAUUAAGAAAUGGAUGCACAGGGUUCGUUCAAGUGCGUUCAUUUUAUACAAUUGGAGAAAGGAUUCAAAAGAAGGAGUUAGGAAAAGAAUUAUAAUAUGGUGAAGAAAAUGCCAGUAGAAUAGCCGCCACUUUACUUUACUUCUGUUUUCCUAGAUCACAGUCACAUAUAUGGCUGCUAAAUCACGGAACAUAUUUCAUCACCAAUUCUUUUUUUUAUUUUUGAAUAAUAAUAAUAAAAAAAAAAAAGAAAAAAGAAAAGAGGAAGAAAAUAUAGUAAAAUAACUUCAAAAUCUUAUCAAUACUGGAAAAUAGUUCACUAGUUUACACAAGUACAAAAUAUAACAUUCUUUGAAAGGGCAAGUGAGACACUCGAUCCCUGUUAGGAUUCAUUCCUGUACAUAAAAAAAUAUUCACUAAGUAAUUUAAUAAUCGAGGAAUAAAUUAGGAUAUAUUAUAUAAAAUGUUAUUUCUUUUUUCAUAACGUGAGAAAGUUUUAUUAAAAAUCACUCUUAUUAUUCUAUAUCGCUUUUUUUCAUAUAAAUUGUAAAUUAAAUUAUUCGAUUAAUAUAAAAUUAUUGCGAAAACCAAAUGUUUUAAAAUGAAAAUACGCAUAAUAUAUUUAAAAUAUUCUUCAUGAUAAAAUAAUGUAUUUACAAAACUAUUAUUAAAUGAUAUCGAAUUUAAGAUAACUUGUGCUUUUAAACAAUAUUAUAAAAUUUUUCUUUGAAUGAAUCAUAUUUUUUUUUUGUAACUACUAUAAAUUACAAAUAUAUUCGCCAGUUUUUUCCCCUUCUUUAAAGAAAAAACGAAAAAAAAGCUAUUUACGAUAAAAUUGAUGCAAUGCGAUAUUUUAUGGAAAUGAAGAUGCAGAGAAAUUGUGUGAAUGAGAAUAAUAUUGUUUAAAAAGAGUGAUAUGAACACAGUAUAAAUGAUUUCUAAUAAACUUAUCCGAAGAAUAUAUUAACAUUAAAUUAUAUUUUUUUACAUAAUAAAUAUAUUCUUAAAAAGAAAAAAAUUGUAUUAAAAGGAAAAAAGAAAUCCUUCUUCGGAGUAUAAUUCACAGGAGUGAUCAGUGCAGAUUUCAAGUGUCUCAUUUCUUCAGUAAUCGCUUGCCACCGGUGCGUUAACGCUCCGUAAAAAAUAAUAAAUCAAAAAAUCGUAAGAGAGUAAUGUUAUGUACUAUAUACAAAUAAUAUCCUAACACUUUAGGAAAGGAUUAACUUUGGAGAAGGGUAAGGGGACCGUUCCAUGCGCAAAAAGAGUUCACGAAGGCCCACAAUCUGUAAAUUUUAUCUUUUCUUUUCUCGUAUUCUUUCUAAUCCUGCCCGCGCUUUCAUUUAUAAUUAUUAUUCUACAAAUUACAAUGCUCUACUCUACCGUUUCGGAUGUAUCCUAAAUUUUAUAUAAUAUAUAUUCGGUAUAUUAUAUUUGUUUUCUAUUUACAAAAUAUGUAGAAUAGACAUUGUUCCUAUCCUAACUAUAAUAUGCGUGCCGUGGCGCGAGACUUUUUUAAACCUUUCAAAGUGCGCUUUUUUUUAUAAACAUAUUACUAAUUACAUAAUCUAUUUUACAGCCAAAUUCAACAAUCUCCGCUAAAAUUCAACGCGUUUCUAUUAGAGAUAUGAAAUUUUUUAUAACGUAAAAGCAAUCAUGUGAUUGAUAAAAUGCACUAAAAUAAACGAAAUAUAUUAUAUACAUAUAAUGUAUAUAUAAUUUGCGUAAUGAACAACACGAGUUCCAUUAAAAGCAUAGUAACAAAAUUCUCAAAUCGCAACAAUAUAUUCAAUAAAUCUUCUCGGCACUUUUUUUCUUAUCUCGGUGCUCGAUGGUAAUAUUAAAUCUUAUAUAUUUGCAAAUUUUUUAUUAGAUCACACACGCAUUUGAUUAUGACAUGCUAAAGGUAAAAACAAAUAAUUUGUCAUGGCCAAAAAAAAAAAAAAAAAGAAAAAAAUACGGCCUCUAUAAAACCGCUUAUAUCUAAAUUGGCCAAAAAAGGAGAGAAAAAAAAAAAAAAAAAGAAAAAAAAGAAAUAAAAAAAAAAAACAA